AUGUUGAACCAAGCUGCUCACACCAGAGUCGUGAUCGAUGCACUUGACGAAUCUUGUCAACAGAAGGAGACGCUAGAAUGGCUUCGUCGAAUCUUUGCGGACCAAAGUAUCGCACCGAACAAGUUGAAUGUUAUCAUCACAUCUCGCAGAGAGUAUGACAUUGAAUCUGCGUUCCUCAAAUGGCUGCCCGAGAGAAACGUGUUAGCUAUCAAAGCAGAGGAUGUGAACAGGGACAUCAGCGAUUUUGUUCGCAGCCAAAUUCGACUAGACCCAAGGCUCGAGAGGUGGAGAGAACGUACAGAUAUUCAGACCGAGAUCGAGUCGAAACUUAUCGGGAAGGCAGGUGGAAUGUGA
Messenger RNA from Aureobasidium musti, 354 nucleotides. NCBI's taxonomy places the organism in Eukaryota, Fungi, Ascomycota, Dothideomycetes, Dothideales, Saccotheciaceae. The record is from the annotation of a GenBank genome assembly.